Molecule: messenger RNA, 1107 nt
Organism: Cryptococcus wingfieldii CBS 7118
Lineage: Eukaryota; Fungi; Basidiomycota; Tremellomycetes; Tremellales; Cryptococcaceae
Exons: 4
Coding region: 1-1107 (368 amino acids)
Molecular function (GO): protein binding
Source: RefSeq, a predicted model, not a curated record
AUGCCUAUCCAAUCACCAGCCUUUCCCCCCGAACCCACCCUCGAUUCCAUCCCCAACUUUGACCCCGAAAAGUUCCAGCCCCCAGCUUGGGCCAAAACGCAGUCUUUCCAAUGGGGGACAGAUCCCUCUGGUAAAGCCCCCAAUGGUGUUUCGAAACUUGAUCUGAGUGAUGAUGAAAGUGAUGGGGAUGAGGAUGAUGAUUUUGAAGAUGCCCAAUCGAGCUUUGACCUGCACGCGGGCGAUGAGGUGUUGGGCAUCAAUCCGGAGGAAGCAAUGUUCACUAUCGAUGAGCUCAGAGAGCUGUUGUCCCGGGCAACGCAGCUGAAAUUGGAGGGAAACAGCCUCUAUACGAGUAAACCGCCGAAAUAUGAAGAGGCCGUCCAGGCAUAUCAGCGGGCCAUUGAACACCUCCCCCUGUUCCCAUCUAAAGAGGAGGAAGAUUCCGAGGUCGAAGAUGAAGACACGGGGGAAAGAAUCAAGAAGACCAAGGAGGGUAAGGAGAAGGAGGAAAAAGAGAAGGAGGCACCUCCUGCUGUUCCAGCUUCAAGCGGUCUGCAGGAGAUCUCAGAGGAGGAAGCCAUACUCAUCUCGAAGCAAGAAGACGAAGGAGCGCCUAGACAGGAGGAAGAUGAUCGACCUGAGGAAGAGAAGGAGAGAGAAAAGGUGGAAAAUGAAAUCAAGGAAUGUACAAAGGCUUGUAAUGGCAAUCUGGCGGCUUGUUUCAUUGCUCUGAAACAAGACGAGAAAGCCGUCAAAGCCUGUACCGAAGCCAUCAAGAUUGACCCGAAUUACACUAAAGGUCUUCACCGCAGAGCAACAUCCAACGAGCGUAUUGGCUCGCUCACUGCGCUAUCUUCCGCUAAAGAAGACUAUACCCUCCUCCUAACGCUAUUGCCCCCAUCCUCUCCUCUACUCCCCUCCAUACGCCGAUCACUCGUUACUCUCCCGCCAAAGAUCCAAAAGCAGGAGAAAGAGCAGUAUGACGAGAUGAUGGGGAAACUCAAGAGCCUGGGUAAUUCCCUGUUGGGCAACUUUGGGUUAACGACAGACAAUUUCAAGUUUGAGGAGCAGCCUGGCGGGGGUUAUAGUAUGAACUUUAGCCAGUAG